GUUUUUCCGUACUUGCGUUUUCUGGAGAAGGGGCAAAGAAUUUGGUGUUUCCUGAGAACUAAAUGGGAACUCAGUAGCUUGUGAUGUUUGUGCACUUGACUUGAAUGAAGAAAUGCAUGUGAGGGGGUUGCCACUUACCACGUGAUUAAGGCCUACAGCUAUUCAACUAUUACCUUUUGCAGCAACCAUUCAACCACCCUUUCAACCUUCAUAUAGUGAACAAGACCAAGUUUGUAACCCUCACUUCCAGCUCCUCUCAAACAUGUCAGCCACCACUGACCAACCCCAUGUUGCAGUCCUGGCAUUUCCUUUUGCCACUCACGCCGCUCCUCUACUCGCCGUCAUACGUCACCUAGCUGCAGCAGCUCCAAACACCUCCUUCUCAUUCUUCAACACCCCUAAAUCCAACAACUCCAUUUUCAACAAAGAUAUGCUAAUGCUACCAAACCUUAAACGCUACGACGUAUGGGAUGGCGUCCCCAAGGGGUAUGUUUUCACAGGGAAGCAUCAGGAGGAGAUUGAAUUGUUCAUGGAGGCAGCGCCGGAGAGCUUUGGGAAGGGCAUGGAGGUGGCAAUGGCAGAGAAUGGAAGAGAAGUUACUUGUUUGGUGACUGACGCCUUCUUUUGGUUUGCUGCAGAAAUGGCAGAGCAGACUGGGGUGGCUUGGGUGCCGUUUUGGACUGCUGGACCUACCUCACUCUCUGCUCAUAUUUACACUGAUUUUAUCAGGAAGACUAUUGGAAUUGGAGGUAACAUAAGGCAAGAAGAUGAAACCCUAAAAUUCAUCAGUGGAAUGUCUAAAGCAAGGGUUAAGGACUUGCCUGAAGGAGUCCUUUUUGGCAAUCUGGAAUCGAUCUUUUCACGAAUGCUUCAUCAGAUGGGCUUGAAUCUAUCAAGAGCAACAGCAGUUUUCAUCAACUCUUUUGAAGAGCUAGAUCAUACCAUAACAACUGAUUUGAAGUCCAAGCUCAGAACGUUCUUCAACAUUGGACCUUUCAACUUGAUAUCAUCACCACCAAAACUCCCCGACACAAGCGGCUGCAUAUCUUGGCUAGACAAGCAAAACGCUGCGUCUGUCGCAUACAUUAGCUUUGGCUCAGUCACACAACCAUCUCCAAGCGAGCUCAUCGCAGUUGCAGAAGCCCUGGAAGCCUCUAAGGUACCAUUUAUAUGGUCAGUUAGAGAUACUGCCAGAGUACAUUUGCCGACCGAGUUCCUGAACAAAACACAAGGACAUGGAAUUGUAGUAUCAUGGGCACCACAACAAGAAAUACUGGCACAUUGUGCAGUUGGAGUGUUUCUAACGCAUUGUGGAUGGAACUCGGUGUUGGAGAGCAUAGUUGGAGGAGUGCCCAUGAUUUGCAGGCCGUUCUUUGGAGAUCAGAGGCUUAAUGGACGGAUGGUAGAGGAUGUGUGGGAGAUUGGUGUGAGAGUCGAGGGUGGAGUGUUCACUAAGAAUGCAUUCAUCGCUAGUCUGGAUCAGAUUUUGUCAGAAGAAAAAGGCAAGAAAAUGAGGGAAAAUGUCAAAGGCCUAAAGGAAGCAGCGGAAAGAGCAGUUGGACCUAAAGGGAGCUCCAUCAAAAAUUUGUUAGGACUCCAAGAUUUAGUGUCAAGGCCUAAGGUUUCUCUUACUUGUUAAUCCAAUAUCUAGUUUCAAGACAUGAAUAAAUUCUCUCCUAAUGCUACCAAA
Molecule: messenger RNA, 1690 nt
Organism: Tripterygium wilfordii
Lineage: Eukaryota; Viridiplantae; Streptophyta; Magnoliopsida; Celastrales; Celastraceae
Product: anthocyanidin 3-O-glucosyltransferase UFGT-like
Exons: 2
Coding region: 263-1639 (458 amino acids)
Molecular function (GO): UDP-glycosyltransferase activity
Source: RefSeq, a predicted model, not a curated record